CCUCGGGAGAGCGCAACAAAGUGAAAGUGUCAAGUCUAACUUGAGCCGCAACCGGCUACCCGCCUUAGCCUAAUUACGCGUCUUCGGGCGCCGGCGAAGAAAGCGCUGCGAGCCGCUCCUGCUCCGCCGCGCGUUGCUGGUGAACUGGAGACGCAAAUUCCCGGGAGUACUCCACGACGGAGACGUCCUCUCUUCACGAGUCGCGAAGCCGAACGCGCGUCGCGCCUCCUACUAGCGCCGAGACUGCCACAACAGACUCGCAAAAAUGAAGUCCACUGUGCCUUAUUGGGGCGCCGCGUGUGCAGCCGCUGCGGCGGCGCGUCGCGACCGCUGCGGACAAGAUCGUGUCCAAAGGGGGCUGCGCGCCGUGCUCUCGCUGACGAGUACAGCACAAAAGUGUCAUGGGGCCUGCGAAUUUGAGGAGCCCGGUGGCGGCGUCGUCCCACGCGACGCGGGCCGCGACGAAGCGCCCGGCGGAUGCGGCCGCCAUCAAAAUAGACCGCCAGCUGCUCGAUGGCGUGCGCUUGCGCGCGUGCUUGGCUGCUCUGCUCGAGGCGGUGCUAGACGAGGGCGCGUGCCGCGACCGCGUGCACGAUGCGGUCAGUCACUUCACGAAGAGGACAUCGAGGGCUUCGAGGGCUUAGAUGAAGACGUCAAGCCUCGUGUCCGAGAGCUGAUAGAGGAGCACAAGGUGGAGCACGAGAGACGUUUUGAAAAAGCUCCGCGCCGAUCGAAGAAGAAAGCUCCGUCGAAGAAAGCUCCGUCGAAGAAGAAAGCGCCAGCUCAACGCCGAUCGAGGAAGAAAGUACGUAAACGCCUCGAGCCUACCGUUAACGAGAGCGAAAAAAGAGCCUUGAUGCAUAACGUGUGGCAGGGCGCUCGUGGAAUUGUGACGAAAUUCCAGACAUUGAUUCACGCAGCCCCAACCGCGCGAGGAGGGUCAGUAACACCUGAUCCGCGAGAGCAGCGGGCGCAGCGCACCCGUGCCGUACUAUCGCUCAAGCCCGCGACAGGGAUGCCCCAGGACGCGUGCGAGCCAUCAAUUUUUGCUUGCUAGUGUCUUACAUGCCGCUAGCCAUCUGCCGCGGCGCCGAACAGCUUUGUGGCUACUAGCUGCAAAGGAUUGGCUGCAACCACGCCAACAAACGCAUCCAGCAAGAACUCGACGAAAAAACACGCCGAUCCACGCGUGUCGAGCACUACAGCAGCAUGCGCCUCCGCCUCGGCACGGCCUCAAAUGGAGGCGACUCCGUGUACCUCCUCGACGAGACGAACGGCUGGGUCUGCCUCGUCGACGCGGCGAGGAAGAAGAAGUGGGCCCACGACCCGGCGGCGCUGACGUCGGUCGUGGCGUUUCUUGGUUUAGACCACCAAGGCCGCGCGGACGCGAGGGCAUUGAUUCGAGGCGUCCCCGGCCUCAAAAUUAUGGAGGAGCGGCUGCCGCUCCAGGCUAUUUCACUGCGAGACGCCGCUUUGUACGUGGAGCACAUGGCUCAGGCCACGAAAGGUUUUGUGGGCAUCGCGCUGCGCUGCGGCCACGCGGUGCAGCUCUUACUGGGCCACGUCCUGGGGAAGAAGUUGAGGUUGCCGCGGGCUCUGGGUCCGUGCGCGGCGCCGGCUUAUUAUGUUGGAAACCCGCGCACGAUCAUCCCGUCGGGCGCGCGAGCGCGGUGGCCCUCGUACGCCGGCGUCCUCGAUUAUGAGCUCGAAGUGGCGCUGAUCCUGGGGUCAGACCUCGAGGUCGACGCCGAUGAAACAACUUGUGCAAAAGCGGUCCAGGACCACGGCGGCUUCGUGCUCAUCAACGACUUCUCGGCGCGGGACGUUCAGGCCGACGAGAUGACGUCCGUGGGUUUUGGGUUCGUCAAGUGCAAGGCCUUCUGCACGUCCAUGGGUUCGGAAGUCGUGACCGCUGAUGAAUUAUACCGCUCUGACGAAUCCGGACGGCUGUUUGGCGACGGGCUGGCAUGUGAAGUGUUAGUAGAUGGGGAGCGGUGGAGUUCUGGCAGAACGUCCGCCCAAAAAUUCUGCUCCCUAUCACAGUACGUCGAGCACUGUUGUAGAGGCGAGGGGCUGGGCGCGGGCGAGGUGCUCGGGAUGGGUACGGUCCCCAACUGCUGCGGGCUGGAACUCGGGCGCUUCCUGGAACCGGGUUGUACGGUGGAGGUGCGGUGCGAAGAAUUGGGAAGCGUCACGAACGUCGUCGCGGGCGCGCCCGGCGCGAACUUCCGGGAUCUUGGUAGGGCGGCGGGCCAGCCGUCGCGGCUCGCGACGGCUUUGAAAUUUCUGGGGAUGGCGUUCAUCGCGCCGGUCGUUGUUUUUAUAGCGCUGCUGGGCGGCGCGAUCGCGGCGCUGGCGUGGCCGGGGCCGCCGGUUAGGAAGGAUAAAAAGGAUUGAGUUACACACAGCUCGAAGGCAAAAC
Messenger RNA from Pelagomonas calceolata, 2422 nucleotides. The record is from the annotation of a GenBank genome assembly. Lineage: Eukaryota; Pelagophyceae; Pelagomonadales; Pelagomonadaceae.